Molecule: messenger RNA, 5234 nt
Organism: Thamnophis sirtalis
Lineage: Eukaryota; Metazoa; Chordata; Lepidosauria; Squamata; Natricidae
Source: RefSeq, a predicted model, not a curated record
GAAAUGGCUAUUAGAGCUCUCAAACAGACUGGGAGCAGAAGCAUUGAAGCAGCUUUGGAAUACAUUAGCAAGAUGGGAUACGUAGACCCUAGAAAUGAACAAAUAGUCCGUGUAAUUAAGCAGACUUCUUCAGGAAAAAGUAUAAUGCCAAGCAGUGUAAGCCGAAGGCCAAGUUUUGAAGGAACCCCUGAAUCUUUUUCACCUUAUCACCAGAUAACUAACCCAGCCUAUGAAGGCACUGGCUUUGGUGCUGAAUCUGCUAAUGUGAUCAGUGAGGUUCCCAGACCAUAUAUGGACUAUUUACUUUCUGCUUCUCAGUCUGCGACCAUGAAUGCUCCUGUACAAAGGCCACCAUGCUUAAGCUCCCACAACACUCCUGGCAACCUUCAACAGAAAGCUUACCCUACCAACAUGGAUUCCCCAGUCAUCAGCUAUCCAGUGGCAGGUCAUAGUAACCAAGCUUUGCAGUUGCAGGGUACCCAUGGCUCAAAUAGUCCACAUUAUGGCAGACAGCCUGUGAUGGUGCAGAGUGAGAGCCUUGGAUAUGGAAUUCAGCGGAGCCAUUCUUUUCAAAAUAAAAUGCAACAAGAAGGAGGCUAUCCGAGCCUCCCUAACAAAGCAGCUGUUGCACCUAACAAUUCUGGCCAUGGGUUCCAGCAGGCACCGGCUGGUCUAUAUAUGCCACAUUCCCAUCACAAACAGCCAAUCCCAAGUUCUCACCCAAUUCAUGUAAUCACCAGAGGUGCUCCAUUUAGUAAUGAAUUUUCAGACAGCCCACCCCAGGGUCUCUUAACCCCAUCUAGAAAUAGCCUGAAUAUGGACCUAUAUGAUUUGAAUAACUCUCAGAUUCAGCAGUGGCAAACAACCUCUUCCUCCUCUUCCUCUUCUUCAUCCCGUCGUGAUUCACUGCAGAGCCAAGCAUUGGAAGCCUCUCCACGGCAGCAUGUACCCUUCAGGCCAGAUGCCUGUGUCCCCAGUAGAACCAAUUCUUUUAACAACCACCAGCCACAAAUGCCUUUGAGGCAGGCUGGUUCGGGCAAAGCUGAGGCCACCAUUCCUUCUCCAAAUACCAUCACGGCUGUCACAGCUACUCAUAUUCUCCAACCAGUGAAGAGCACAAGAGUGAUGAGGCCUGAACCUCAGACUGCCGUAGGCCCCGCGCAUCCAGGUUGGUUACCGGCACAGUCCUCACCACUAGACAACCUAGGAAUGAUGGAGCAACACCCCCUUCCUGUUGGGGGAGCAAAUGCCUAUCAGUUAGAUGUUGAUUAUAGCAAUCAGGAACUCAGGUGCCCUCCACCGCCAUAUCCCAAACAUUUGCUGCUACCCAACAGCUCAGAGCAGUUUGAUAUGAACUGUUUACGUCCAGGAAUGGAACAAACCAUUCGGAGAAUCCCAAGCUCAUCAAGCAACAAAUCUGAGGAAAACGGGGAAAGGAAUGACAAAAUCAAGACAGCUAAAUCAGAAAAAGUGGGCAAGGAUAAAAAGCAAAUACAGACCUCCCCAGUCCCAGUGCGGAAGAAUGGCAAAGAUGAAGAGAAGAGAGAAUCCCGAAUCAAGAGCUACUCACCAUUUGCCUUUAAAUUCUACAUGGAGCAGCAUGUGGAGAAUGUUAUAAAGACCUAUCAGCAGAAAAUGAAUCGCCGGCUGCAGCUAGAGCAGGAAAUGGCCAAGGCUGGGCUUUGUGAAGCAGAGCAAGAGCAGAUGAGAAAAAUUCUCUACCAAAAAGAAUCAAACUAUAACAGGCUGAAAAGAGCUAAAAUGGAUAAAUCAAUGUUUGUAAAAAUCAAGACUCUAGGCAUUGGUGCUUUCGGUGAAGUCUGCCUUGCUUGCAAAGUAGAUACUCAUGCUCUUUACGCCAUGAAAACACUGAGGAAGAAAGAUGUGCUCAACCGUAACCAAGUGGCUCAUGUCAAAGCUGAGAGGGACAUCCUUGCAGAAGCAGACAAUGAAUGGGUGGUCAAGCUCUACUACUCCUUCCAAGAUAAGGACAGCUUGUACUUUGUGAUGGACUACAUCCCAGGAGGAGACAUGAUGAGCCUGUUGAUCCGAAUGGAAGUCUUCCCAGAAAAGCUAGCUCGGUUUUACAUUGCUGAACUAACUUUAGCCAUAGAAAGUGUCCACAAAAUGGGAUUUAUCCAUAGGGACAUCAAACCAGACAAUAUCCUGAUUGAUCUUGACGGACACAUCAAACUGACUGACUUUGGCCUCUGCACUGGAUUCAGGUGGACACAUAACUCAAAAUACUAUCAGAAAGGGAGUCACAUCAGGCAGGAUAGCAUGGAGCCAAGUGAUCUUUGGGACGAUGUAUCUAAUUGUAGAUGCGGAGACAGGUUGAAGACCUUGGAGCAGAGAGUUAAAAAGCAACAUCAGAGAUGCUUAGCCCAUUCCUUAGUUGGCACUCCCAACUAUAUCGCGCCGGAGGUUCUUCUACGUAAAGGAUAUACUCAGCUUUGUGAUUGGUGGAGUGUUGGUGUAAUUCUCUUUGAGAUGUUAGUGGGGCAGCCUCCAUUUUUGGCAUCAACUCCUACAGAAACUCAGCUAAAGGUGAUAAACUGGGAGAAUACUCUGCACAUUCCCUCUCAGAUUAAGCUCAGUCCUGAAGCUAGCGACCUUAUCACAAAACUCUGUUGUUCCGCUGAAGAGAGGCUUGGAAGAAAUGGAGCAGAUGAUAUCAAGGAUCACAUCUUCUUUGACUCCAUAGACUUCUCCACUGACAUCCGCAGACAGCCAGCUCCUUAUGUCCCAAAGAUCAGCCAUCCAAUGGACACUUCCAAUUUUGAUCCAGUUGAGGAAGAUGGGCCUUGGGAUGACUCCAGUGAAGACAAUGCCAGGGCAUGGGACCCUCAGGCCUCAUCUAAUGGCAAACAUACAGAACAUGCCUUCUAUGAGUUCACUUUCCGAAGGUUUUUUGAUGACAAUGGAUACCCAUUCAGAUAUCCAAAGCCUUCUGGGCUAGAUAUAAGCCAGCCUAAAAAUCCUGAUACAGAAAACAAAAAUGGGCUGGAUCAGAAUGGAGCCUGUCAACCUGUAUAUGUGUAAAUGACUGUAAAGAAUCCUAAAACAAAACUUUAUUCAUAAAUUUAGGGUCUUCCUUACAUAGUUCUUGGUUGGGAUCAGUUCCAGUUCAGGAUCAUGCAAUUCUGGGGAAAGAAAGACUUGAAAAGAAGGUUCUAAAUGCUAGCUGUUUCAGAUUUUAGGCCGUAUAGAACUGUAAAUAGCUUUGUUGAUGAGUGCACUUGAAAACCAGAUUUCAGUCUAGUUUCUAAGGCCUGGUGCGUUGCAUUCUUAACCAAUUUUUUCUUAUCUGCUGUUGCAUUUACAUGCUUCUACAGCAUUGUGCUAUUUUUUUAUUUUAAGUGAGCAAAGAGCACUUAUUUUUGUUUAUAGCAGGGUUUUUUUUCCUACUAAAUUAUAGGAAUUAACUUUGACAAAUCAUGCUGCUGUUCUUCUUUUUCUCAUUUGUUAAAAUUUGGAUCCAUCGCACUUAUGUCACAUUUUAGGAAAAUACAUAAGAUCGAAGAACAUAUGAUUAAAAGUGUCUGUGCAAUAAUAUUUAGUCAGAGGAAAAAAUGUAUUACGUCUAAUGUCCUAAAUUUACCGGUGCCAUUUUUUGUAUUCAGACCCUAAUCUUUAUGUGUAUUUUUCCACAUUUCAAAAUUCUGACACAAUUGUCGAAGCUGCUUUUAUUUCCCUUUUGAAAAAUAUGUUGGAAUUUAGUAUAAUCGUAGUCUGAGCAAGUGGCAGUCAGGAUGUGAUAUCAAUGAUUGGUGUGUGGAGAGUGCUGCAUGGCUUGUGUUAUUUUGUUUUUCUGUUUGAAAUGACCUUUUUCUUGCCAUUCACAGGCAGGUCCUGUGCAUCUAUUUUUAAUGAAGAUCUUUAAUUUUAGACCUUCAAUAGGUGUGCUGAUAAAGUAUUGUGUGGAUGGUUUUUCUAUUAUGAUUGUGUGCUAUCUAUUAUACACUAUAUUGCCAAAAGUAUUCGCUCACAACUGCUUCUGAUUAUGUGGAUGGGUGAGUGAAUACUUUUGGCAAUAUAGUGUAUGUUCUCUAAGACAAAUGGCAAAACUCUAACUCAUGUAGGGAUUGAUGGUGUGUAUAGGAGGAAGGAGAGCUUGGUUUAAUCAGUUGUUUAACUUCAUAGGAUACUUAGCCUCCUAUAAAAGGAUAAACACCAAAACAUAGCUUUCAAGAUCACUUUGUGAUCAAAGUCUAUGGCCCAUCUAUCUAGCACAAUGCACAGUAUUCAGUGUGUUUGUAAGUUGCCAUAUAGUAUUCAUGAAUAUUAUCAUUUAGUAUCUGUAUGCAGAAUUAUAUAAUGAGAAUGUUCAGUUCUCUGUGCCUUAAAAUGGAAUUAGGAGCCUUAUAUUCUUUUUUUAAAUUUAUAGGACUCUUCUAAGCUAUAAUGCUAAGUGACAAUGAAUUUCUGGAAUGUAUUGGACAUAUAAAGUUGAUUUAUUGAUUCAGAUGAUUAGGAAUAAUGUACUGACUCCAGGCAGUGCAGGGUAAUUUAGCAAGCUGUUCCUUUAAAACAGAGGUUUUCAAAACCCUGUUGUCUAAGACUCUUUUAUUGGAUAUGCUGGAGAUUGAAAAUGGGACUCUUAUCUACAAUGUAUACGCUUCAUCAACAGGUUCUUCUAGUCUUCCUUAAGGUGAAUUAUUCAUUGUUGUGAUUGCAUUUUAUGGUGGAAAAAUCAAAGUGUGCAGCUUCCUUUAAUCAUUUAAGCAAGAGUAAAGAACUUUUUCCUUCAGAUGUUGCUGGACUAAUAAUUCCCUUGUUAUCAGUUUCAUAGCACAGUCUUUAAUGAAGAAUGUUGGGUUUUAAUGAGUGCCAGCAUCUGACUUAAGCAUCUCUUGAGACCAAAUGAAUAUAACAAAUUUUGGGUAUGGUUUUUUUUGUUUUGUUUUUUUUGCCUACCCGUGAUGAUUUCCAGAUCUAGAAACUACAUACAUGAUAAAAGCAUGGAGCUGUAUUUUGUUUGAAUCUGCAGGUAAGCCCUAUGUCAUCAGUAUAAAGAAAAUCAGAGAUGGUACAAUUACAUAAUGGUUUAUCUAAACUACGUAAACACAACAAUGCUGACACUUCCAAGGGUGCUUGGAACUGUGAACUAUUAUGACCUGUUUAAGUGGAGAGAUUUAUCUUAACCAAGUAUAUACAGAACAGAAUCUAUUUAGGUGGCAGCCAUAGUUGUCUUAAGUGAUGUAUCAAAAUGUUGGUCUUGAUUAAACCUGGUC